GCUUUGACCACAGAAGACGUUUCUAUAAUUGACAAUUAUAAUCGGUCAAACUUUUAUGUAUUGAUAUUUCAACAUGGUGCACGACGCUAUCUGCGUCCUGCUGGUGUUGCAGGCUAUGACCAUUUCCAGUUCAUUAGAACCUUGUAAUGAUGUGAACACUGCCGUCUGUCAUAUGAUGGCCACCAAAGAUUCCUCUCUCUGCUCUAAUUCUUGUUUACGGUCCCUGUGUAAACGGUUCUGUGGGACUUGUCCCCCCCAGAUCGAAUGCUUCCAGUGUAGCCAGGUUAGAAACCCAAAUACUUGUAAUACAACAGUGACGUGUGCAAAGUUAAACGAGACAUGUUUCGUCAGUGAAUAUACGGACGUUUACUCAAAUACACUAUAUCAACUGGGAUGUGCGCCAAAACAGGUAUGUGUAGAUCAUUUUAAUUACAACGAGACUUUGGGGAUGACAAUAAUCCACGGUUCUGAUGACCAAGGUAGCGGGGCGUGCUGCGGGAGCAACCUAUGUAACAACCAGACUCACAGGGAUUUGAUUAACAUUGCAGUUUCAGCAAUCACCAUGACUACCACAGCUCCACUUGGAAUGCGUCGCAGUUUAUACGUCAGGUCAGAGUCGGAAUGUGCCGAUAUGGGGACAGACAUAUGUACACUUCUCUCCCACACUGUCCCUGAUAUGUGCGAGAACCCCUGCAUACUUGCAGUAGUGUGUCCUCGGACCUGUCAGAGGUGUUUGUCCUGUCAUACGUGUGAACAUGCUAAUCAACCUUCAGGGUGUAACCAAACCAGGAUAUGUGAAGAAGGGCAGCUCUGCUACUCUUUGAAGACGAUUAGUUUGAUGCUUGAACAUGGCUACAGACUUGGAUGCAUGGACAAAUAUAUAUGUGAUAGAUUCCACAAAGAGGCUCCUAUAGCUUUCGGUCGGCGCGGACGACAGUCAUUGGAACUGUCCCUCAAUGGCGGCUGUUGUUCCACCGACCUUUGUAACAACAGGGAACUGCAUGGCGAUGUGACGUCACUUCCUGUGUCGCUGCCAUUAAUUACGUCAACGAUGACGCCCCCUGUCGACUUGGGGACAUCAACUACAGCAAGGUUAUGCCCAGCUAGUCACACCAAUUGUUCUGACGAUUUCAUGCGACACGGAACAGAUUGUUACCACACCAGUAGACAGACCAUGGAUUGGGACAUGGCAAAGGGUUACUGCCAUGAAAAAUGUGCCGAGCUUGUAAAAUUUUCAUCAGCCGAUUUCGCCCUCCAGGUUCUACAACAGCUAUACUUUAGUGGAGGACUCGAAGAAAUGUACUUCACGGACGCGCAGUACAAUGUGAAUUCUGACGGCUGGGAGUGGAGCAGUACAGGCGAAGCUAUACCCUCUUCUCUUCUACCCAGACCCGUCAACAUCACCAAUGACAUCUGUGGCGCUGUCGGUAUCCGGCGUUACUAUCACGGACUAACCAUCAAUUUUCCGCCAACAGAUUGCUUAUUGAAACUUCCAUCAAUUUGUCAAAUAUCUCUCUUGUAAACAGUAAAAUAAUUUUCGAAAGGUU
Messenger RNA from Pecten maximus, 1547 nucleotides. RefSeq lists its product as uncharacterized. The transcript is spliced from 12 exons. Bases 74 to 1522 code for a protein of 482 amino acids. Lineage: Eukaryota; Metazoa; Mollusca; Bivalvia; Pectinida; Pectinidae. The record is from RefSeq and is a predicted model, not a curated record.